Molecule: messenger RNA, 426 nt
Organism: Echinostoma caproni
Lineage: Eukaryota; Metazoa; Platyhelminthes; Trematoda; Plagiorchiida; Echinostomatidae
Source: the annotation of a GenBank genome assembly
AUGUUUGACGAUGUGACCAGCAAAGCUUUGCUGAAUGUAGAAAAACCAAUAACCGUGCAACGUGUCUGCCGGGCACGUGUCUAUCGACCGGAUGAAUCGUUUUGGCUUGUCACUGAUCGUCGUCCAGUUAACCAGGAUUACACAAUUCAUAUGUCCGAGUUUGUUGACGAUGAGGGUACACUCUACAUUGGUCGUUUUAUCGAAGCACUCAAGGUUGUCCCGACUCCCUCACCUACAACCACCCAACAGCCGGCUACGGUCGUGCAGCUUUCUGCUGGUUUAACAACUGGAUACUUUAUUACAGAAUCAUUGAAGUUUAUCUCCUGCUUUGAUACGCUGCUCACCAGGGUAGACGUUUCGUGUUCCUUGUGGUGUUAUCCGUUCUGCUCAGACGCACAGGCAGAAGAGAGGCGAGACGAGCGUUAA